Molecule: messenger RNA, 1167 nt
Organism: Ctenopharyngodon idella (grass carp)
Lineage: Eukaryota; Metazoa; Chordata; Actinopteri; Cypriniformes; Xenocyprididae
Gene: nipsnap3a
Product: nipsnap homolog 3A (C. elegans)
Exons: 6
Coding region: 111-878 (255 amino acids)
Cellular component (GO): mitochondrion
Source: RefSeq, a predicted model, not a curated record
AUACAUUUCGGCUUCCGUACUGGCUCUGAGUGAGCUUCGUUCAAGGCUGCACGUCUUAUCUAGCACGUCAGUCACGCUGCGGGUACGGUUCCAGAUUCACAUCGAGAAAAAUGAUACAAUUACGCGCUAUUUACCGGAAAGCGUUACGUCACGCAGAACACUUUCUGUCUGUGAAAAACCGACUUACGCCCAGGGCAUCAAUCUUCACCGGACCGCAGCAGCAGCAUGAAACCUUCUAUGAGUUCCGCACAUAUAACAUCCAGCCGCAUCUCAACGCUGCCUUCCUCAAACUGACCAAUGAGAAGAUCCAACUGCGUACAGCCCACUCAGAGCUCAUCGGAUACUGGAGUGUGGAAUAUGGGGGUCUCAAUCAGGUUUUCCACAUCUGGAAGUAUGACAGCUAUGCCCAGCGUGCAUCUGUGCGGGCAGCCCUGGCUCAGGACCCCAGCUGGAUUGAUCAGUACAUCUCUAAAGCGAUGCCCAUGCUGAGCUCUCAGCAUAAUGAGGUGACGUACCUCGUACCCUGGAGCAAACUUCAGAAGCCACCCAAAGAUGGAGGAGUUUUCGAGCUGGCCACCUUCCAGAUGAAGCCGGGCGGUCCGGCGGUGUGGGGUAAGGCAUUUCAGGCAGCAGUGGGCACCCACAUGGGAUCAGGAUACGCCCACUCAGUUGGGGUUUUUCACUCUGAAUUUGGACAGCUCAAUCAAUGUGAGUUGCAUGUUUUAUGGUGGUAUGAGAGUGCAGACCAGCGGGCAGCAAUACGCCAUAAAUCUCAUGGAGAUGCCAGAGUGGUGGCGGCAGUAAGGGAGAGUGCAGCGUACCUGGUGUCACAGAAGAACAAACUCAUGUUCCCCUGUUCUUUCUCACCAAUCAAAUAACAUGACCUCAUGGUUUGACUUCAAAAUCAGGGAAAUGUGGAGUGAGAUUUCAUUUAUGCAAAAUGUAAAUGAAAUAAGUGGACUGAUAAACUGAUUUAAUAGCAAGUUCCUUUAAGUUUUUGCAGAUGAUCAAAUAAUGAUUGUGGGUCAAAAUAAUGCUUUGCAUCACAUUAAGACUAAAAACACUAGUUUAUCAAGUUAAUCAAGUCUUAAGAUAAUUAAGAUAUUAAUCAUUAGUGUUAUGCAAAAUUUCUUAUCAACAAUAAAUGCUUCCAUGGCAAUAAAUGAA